UCGUGAACAGCUGAGCCAGAUUUAAACUACAAACUAAAGUCUAACUACGGACAAGAUAAAGCUCGUCUGCUUGUUGAGCCGUUGGUGAAAGUGCCAAAACAACCGUGCGUAAUUACGCAUAAUAGAACAAUGAGUGCCACAGCCGCUAUGGAAGUGAACGCCGAAGCCAGACGGAUCCUGGCCGUGUCGAUAAGCAAACUGUACGCCUCCAGGACCCAGAGAGGCGGACUUAGACUACAUAGGAGCCUUCUGCUCUCCAUUGUCAUGAGGUCUGCCCGGGACAUCUAUCAUUCCUCCCGGGAGAAUGAGGGGCCAAGCGGCGCGCAGCCAACACCGGAGGAGCCGAUGGACACCAGCUCCAGCCAGGCGGAACAAAACGGUCUGCCAGAGCCGCAGCCUGAGCCCCAGCCGGCACUGACCUCAGCCGAGCCGCCCUCAGAGCAGCCGGACAGUGAAGAGGAAGAGUGUGAUAGUGAAAUCACAGAGGACAAAGAGAACUUGAGCCCGACCAGGCAGUCCAGGAAACGCCGGGGCAAGGCGUCGGCGGCGCCUGACUUCCUUCCCAGCAAGAGGGCGAGGCUAGAGCCCGGGGAGGAAAGGUAUGCAGCCCCGCUUGGCAGCUGUCGCGCAGGGGAGUCCCUGUCCGCUUUGUCUCUAAAUCGGGUUAUACCUGCCUUCUGAACAGAUGGAGGGCGAAAAUAGCCUCCAAUGAGACUUUGGAGCCGAGUGAUUCUCAACUCCUCGCUAACCUAUAAGGGCGGCUUGAUCCCUUGUCCCAGGACAAAGGGAUUACCGGGGCCAUGGUGCGAGCUCUCCGGUCGAUCUGGGUUGUGUCUGCCGGGCUGGUAAAGCCCCUACAGAGAUCAACAAGCAGAGAAGGAGAAGAAACUGAUACGGGCCAAGGGGAGCUACAGGCCGGAAAGUUUGAGGAAGAAACUGAAGGGGAACUGGCUGUGUUGAGUUCUGUUUCCCGUGAUUCACUUUCAGUAAAAUGAGUCCAAACAGAUGACUGCUGCUGACUCAAAGUGUGUGCAUGUGUGAAUCAGCAGGAGUGAUAUGAGUCAGUCAGAGAAGAAGUGGAGUGGUAAACGGUUGACCACAGAGCAACUCACACAUAACUAGGACUUCAGGGAAUUUCCUGCCUUUGUGCCAGGAUAUCAGACGCAGACAUUUCAAAGUGGAAGGAGGACCAUUGAGGCAGACACACACACACACAUUCAACUGCUGCUGUGGACUUAAAUACAUACUACUGCUUGGGGACUGUCCUGUGUUCACAUGGUGCUAUGAAAAAACAAACAGGCUGUCCACAUGGUGUUGGAAGCCCAGUAAUCUAAAUGUUCUGUGUUUUUAUGUCACUGAAAUGUUCCUGUUCAUGUCUGACCUGUGAAAAAAAUUACCUCACAUUCCAAGCUGCUUUUUCAUUUGUGUGAUUGAAUUAAUGGUGUAAAUAUUUGUAAUAAACACGAUGAAAGGGUA
This is a messenger RNA of Micropterus dolomieu (smallmouth bass), 1476 nucleotides long. RefSeq names its product immediate early response 2b (gene ier2b). The record is from RefSeq and is a predicted model, not a curated record. Lineage: Eukaryota; Metazoa; Chordata; Actinopteri; Centrarchiformes; Centrarchidae. The transcript has a single exon. Bases 130 to 681 code for a protein of 183 amino acids.